Ceratotherium simum simum (southern white rhinoceros) is the source of this 1017-nucleotide messenger RNA. Lineage: Eukaryota; Metazoa; Chordata; Mammalia; Perissodactyla; Rhinocerotidae. The record is from RefSeq and is a predicted model, not a curated record.
UGAGCUCCAUGCCCACCGUCUUCCCACAGGGAAUGGUGGACACAGCGAAGAAGAACUUCGGCGGCGGGAACACGGCUUGGGAGGAAAAGACGCUGUCCAAGUAUGAAUUCAGUGAGGUCCGCCUACUGGAGAUCAUGGAGAGCCUGUGUGGGAGCAGCGACUUCGAGUGCAACAGGCUGCUGGAGGAGCAGGAGGAGCACCUGGAAGCCUGGUGGCUCCGGCUGAAGAAGGAGCAUCCGGACUUAUUUGAAUGGUUUUGUGUGAAAACACUGAAAGUUUGCUGUUAUCCGGGAACUUACGGGCCGGACUGCCUAGCGUGCCAGGGUGGGUCCGAAAGGCCCUGCAGCGGGAAUGGCCACUGCAAGGGAGAUGGCAGCCGACAAGGAGACGGGUCCUGCCAGUGCCACAUAGGGUACCAGGGAGCUCUGUGCUACGACUGCAUGGACGGUUACUUCAGCUCACUGAGGAAUGAGACGCACAGCAUCUGCACAGCCUGUGACGAGUCGUGUAAGAUGUGCACUGGCCCUACCAACAAAGACUGCAACCAGUGCGAAGUGGGCUGGGUGCGCGAGGAUGGCACCUGUGUGGAUGUGGACGAGUGUGCGGCGGAGAUGCCCCCCUGCAGCGACCAGCAGUACUGCGAGAACGUCAACGGCUCGUUCCUGUGCGAAGAAUGUGAUUCCACCUGUGUGGGCUGCACAGGGAAGGGUCCAGGACAGUGUAAAGAGUGCAUCCCUGGCUACACUAAAGAAAACGGCCAGUGUACAGAUGUAGACGAGUGCUCACUCUCAGAAAAAGCAUGUGUGAGAAAAAACGAAAACUGCUACAAUACUCCCGGGAGUUAUGUGUGCGUGUGCCCUGAAGGCUUUGAAGAAACAGAAGACGCUUGUGUGCAGACGCAGACGGCGGGGGACGAAGUCACAGAAGAAAGCCCAGCAGAGCUUCCCUCCCGAGAAGAUUUAUAACAGGCGUCCAGAGUCAGAAGCCAGACCUGCCCCUUAAGUUAUUGAGACUGAC